UGACGUGUGUAGUCACAUUCCAGGAAGACGGCCGCUGAGGCUGCAGUCAUGUCCGCGGCCUGGAAGAUGUGGCAGAAUGUGAGGCAGCUGCUGCGGGCUGGUGCUCUGCGGGACACAUGCCGCCAGUACCCGCUGCUGUGCUUUAUCCUCAUCGUCCUCUCACUGUCCACCGUCCUGCUCCUCAGAUACCUCCAUAUUCUUAUGAUCUUCUGGUCUUUCCUUGCUGGAGUUGUCACAUUAUAUUGCACUCUGGAACCUGAAUCACUCCUUCCGAAUAUUCUUUUCAAUAUAAAACAUAAGCCCAAGCAGACAGAACUACAAGAGCUCUUCCCACAAGGCCAUAGCUGUGCGGUGUGUGGUAAAGUUAAGUGCAAAAGACAUAGACCAACUCUGCAGCUGGAGAACUAUCAGCCAUGGCUGGACUUGAAGGUUCCUUCCAAAGUUGAUGCAUCACUCUCUGAGGUUUUUGAACUCGUGCUGGAAAACUUUGUUUACCCCUGGUAUCGUGACAUAACAGAAGAUGAAUCUUCCGUGGAUGAACUGAGGUUGACAUUGAGAUUCUUUGCAUCAGUUCUUGUGCGAAGGAUACAGAAGGUGGAUAUUCCAUCUAUUAUAACAAGGAAACUAUUGAAAGCUGCUAUGAAACAUAUUGAAAUCAUUUCAAAAGCCAGACAGAAAGUAAAAAACUCUGAGUAUCUCCAGCUAGCCGCACUAGAGGAGUAUGGACCUGAUCUUCAUGUUGCAUUGAGAAGUCGCAGAGAUGAACUUUGCUACCUCCGAAAACUCACUGAACUUCUAUUUCCAUUUAUUCUACCACCAAAAGCAACAGAUAGCAGGCCUCUGACAUUGCUUCUGAGAGAGAUUCUUUCUGGUUCGUUAUUGCUCCCCUCAAUGGACUUCUUGGCUGAUCCAGAUAAUGUUAAUCGCUUACUACUCAUCUUCAUCGAUAAUAGUCCUCCUGAAGAAGCCACAGAGCCAACCUCCACUUUGGUACCAUUCCUUCAAAAAUUUGCAGAGCCUAAAAACAAGAAUCCUUCGGUUCUGAAACUAGAAUUGAAGGAGAUCAGAGCAGAGCAGGAUCUUCUUUUCCGCUUUAUGAGUUUUCUGAAACAAGAGGGAGCUGUACACGUUUUACAGUUUUGCUUGACAGUCGAGGAGUUUAAUGACAAGAUUUUAAAGCCUGAGCUGUCUGAGGAGGAAUUGCUUGAUCUUCAUAAAGAAGUUAAGAAGAUCUUUCUUACAUAUUGCUUGGAAGAAAGCAUUGAUAAAAUCAGAUUUGACUCUUUCAUCGUGGACGAAAUCCAAAGAAUUGCAGAAGGCCCCUACAAAGAAGUGGUGAAGCUUCAAACUAUGAGAUGCCUGUUUGAAGCCUAUGAGCACGUCCUCUCCCUCCUUGAGAAUGUUUUCACGCCUAUGUUUUGUCACAGUGAUGAGUAUUUUGGACAGUUGCUUGAAGGUGCAGAAUCCCCUACACGCAACUCAAAAUUCAACAGAAAUAGCCUCUGUUUGGAUGAUAUACGGACAACAAAGAGAGGAGGCGAGUCCUCAGGAAUUGGGAGGAUUGGCAGCAGGAUAAAAGGCGUAUUUAAGAGCACAACGAUGGAGGGAGCAAUGUUGCCUAAUUAUGGGAUGGCAGAGGGAGAUGAGAAUGCAAUUGAAGAAGGCAUCAUGGUAUUAGAAGAUGAUUCUCCUGUGGAGGUUCUCACCGCAACCACUCCGAACACACCUCGUAAUCUCUCUGCAUGGAAUAUCAGCAUUCCAUUUGUAGAUUUCUUUGAAGAUGCGUGUCCUGAAAAGAGAGAUAAAAAAGAGAGAAUUCCAGUGUUUUGUAUAGACGUAGAGAGAAAUGACAGAAAAGCAGUUGGACAUGACACUGAACGCUGGUCCGUCUACAGGAAAUAUAUAGAAUUUUAUGUUUUAGAGUCAAAACUCACAGAGUUUCAUGGGACCUUUCCAGAUACCCAACUUCCAUCAAAAAGGAUCAUUGGGCCCAAAAACUAUGAAUUUCUAAAAUCCAAAAGGGAAGAAUUUCAGGAAUAUUUACAGAAACUGCUGCAGCAUCCGGAGCUGAGUAAUAGCCAAUUAUUAGCAGAUUUUUUGUCACCUAACAGUUUGGAAACUCAGUUUCAUGACAAAAUCCUUCCAGAUGUCAACUUAGGCAAAAUGAUCAAGUCGGUUCCUGGCAAAUUAAUUAAAGAGAAAGGGCAACAUCUGGAGCCCUUCAUCAUGAAUUUCAUCAACUCUUGUGAAUCUCCAAAACCCAAACCAAGCAGACCUGAAUUAACAAUACUUAGUCCUACUUCAGAAAAUGCCAAAAAGCUUUUCAAUGAUUUGUUCAAGAACAACGCCAACCGCUCUGAAAAUAUAGAGAGAAGGCAUAACCAGAAUUGUUUCAUGGAGGUUAUGACUGUUGAGGGUGUCUAUGACUAUCUAAUGUAUGUAGGACGUGUUGUCUUCCACAUUUCUGAUUGGUUUCAUCACCUUUUAAUGGGAGGUCGAAUCCUUUUUAAAAACACCCUUGAGACCUACACAGACCACUACUUGCAAUGUAAACUUGAACAUCUUUGUCAGGAACAUCGGCUGGUUUCACUAAUUACACGUCUUAGAGAUGCUGUGUUUUGUGAAACCACUGAACCACGAUCUACAGCGGCAAAGCAGAAACGGGCAAAACAGACCUUUGAGGAAAUGAUGGUGUACAUUCCAGAUUUAAUAAGCAAAUGUAUCGGGGAAGAAGCCAAGUUUGAAGGCAUUCGAUUAUUAUUUGAUGGCUUACAGCAUCCUGUCCUCAACAAGCAGCUGUCUUAUGUUCUACUAGAUAUUGUUCUGCUUGAGAUAUUCCCAGAGCUUGGAAAGCCUCAGAAGGAGCUGUCCUCUUUGCCCGCGUGGAUGUGACACAUUUGGAACUUCUUACACUUCCCUUUGGUUGUUUUUUUGGCUGGGAAUCCAAAAACCUCAGCUUUUUCCUACCACUUGACCUAGACCAGCACAAUGAGUUAAUAAGUAUUGAGGUCAGUCAAAACUCAGAAAAUGUAACAAGCGCAGCCUGGCGGUUGAUCUAUCAGUGAAAGAAGUUUGAUUCCCGCUUUUAAAAUGAAACAAACUGUGAAAAGUUAAGAAAACACUCCAAUAAUGUG
Messenger RNA from Bufo bufo (common toad), 3134 nucleotides. It is a transcript of the gene SNX14, whose product is annotated as sorting nexin 14. Gene Ontology annotation, cellular component: late endosome. Lineage: Eukaryota; Metazoa; Chordata; Amphibia; Anura; Bufonidae. The coding region runs from base 49 to 2892 and encodes 947 amino acids. Gene Ontology annotation, molecular function: phosphatidylinositol-3,5-bisphosphate binding. The record is from RefSeq and is a predicted model, not a curated record. The transcript has 29 exons. Gene Ontology annotation, biological process: autophagosome maturation.